This is a messenger RNA of Ochotona curzoniae (black-lipped pika), 4754 nucleotides long. RefSeq names its product phosphodiesterase 7A (gene PDE7A). Gene Ontology annotation, molecular function: 3',5'-cyclic-AMP phosphodiesterase activity. The transcript has 13 exons. The coding region runs from base 1871 to 3127 and encodes 418 amino acids. The record is from RefSeq and is a predicted model, not a curated record. NCBI's taxonomy places the organism in Eukaryota, Metazoa, Chordata, Mammalia, Lagomorpha, Ochotonidae.
UGAGGGUUGUUUCAACUACUCAUGACUGAUAGAAAAGAAGGAGUUGAUGUUCUCUGGCCUGAGUUUACUGGUCAGCGAAAAGGCUUAAAACUGCAACCUGUAGUUUACAUUCUUAUCCCACUUGAUUCCUGCUUUAGGGUUUUUUCUGCUGUCUUAGGGGAUGUUUUAUCAUUAAACAGCUUUAACUUUUAAGAUAAUAAAAUCCUUGCAGUUUAGACUUCUGGUGUACUUAUCUAAGCAUCUUCCUUUGGAGAAAAAUAAUUUACUAAGACUUGUAUGUUCAAAGUAAAAUUUGAGGACUUCUAACAAUGGUAGGCUUUUUUAAAGCUAAAAAGUCAUCUUUCUUAAGAUCUUGCUGUUGCCAACAUGUAUGUUUAGCUGUAAUAAAAUGCCAGAAGUGUAAGAUUAAUUAUAUCAGUUGUUUUUCCAGUUGAAUUCUAGACAGCAGGCUUGAGAAAUGCCUGAUAGGGUGCUAGCUAGCUACUUGCCAUCUGGAUCAGAGUCUAAAACUAAAAUAAGAUUAUACUAUUUGGAAUUAUUACGCUGUUUCUUCUGCACUUGUGUUGAAAUGGUAUCUGUCAUCAGCAUGCUCCUUUCUCUUUCUGUACUAAGAAACUGAAUAAUGUUUUAAGGUCAUUACUUUUUGCUAAACACCAUGAAAGUCUUAGAAAUUUUCCUUUGCAAAUAACGUUUUAAUCCCUGGUAUGUAAUUUUUCACUGAAUUUAAGGAUAACAUUUUGAGCUUACUCAUAUCCUAGAAGUAAUCCACUUUUACUAGCGAAUAUGAAUAUCAAAGGAAGAAAAAGUUUGCUCAAAUUUUUAAAGUCCUUGUUUUUAAAAGUUAAGGAUUAAUGUUUUGCACAGAGAGCUGUUUAACUUAUUGUUUUUAAGGGUUUGGUUUGCCAAACUUAUUGAAUGCAGGUCAAGUUAAUAUUAAGGCAUUAGUUGGAUUGUGAGUAUUUUCAGAGGUUUUACUUUUUAAAUGACUAUCAACAAUUUGGGUUUUUAGAAUAUUAGAGUUUUAUUUAAAAAUCUUCAAAGACUAGGAAGAGUACUGAAGGUAUUGCCUACAGUAUGUAAGACAAGGGAGUUCUGAAAAACACGGUUCCAGUUAGCAGAGGAAACUAGGUUUGAAACUUUGUGCUUCAUGUUUUGCUUAUAUGUUACUGUUUUCUUGUUUGUUUUUUGCAGGGUUUUUUUUUUUUUUUUGGUAAUGUCGUUAAUUAUUUUACUUAAUGCCUACUGGUUUUAAGCUCUUUAACUGUUGGUUUGCCAAUCUGUAAAAUGGGAUUAAUAAAACCUACCUCAGAAAGAUUUUGGGUGGGUUAAGUGAGUUCGUGAAAACAUGCCAACACUAUCUAACAGAAGUUUUUAUGUUAAUACUUUUUCUGUGUAAGAGAAAUGUACUUGCAAUUGUUCACUAGAUUAUUUGGCGAAAAACUUGAAACAAAAUGAAAACAAUGGCGCUUAGAAUAUCUUUGCUAGUUUUUAAAACAUGUCUGCCUUUAAAAGUUAGGUAUUUACUAAUACCAGGAGCAGCUUUCACGCCUCCCAGGCAUUCGCCCUCCCAUCAAAUUUUUUAUGGGAGACCAGCUCACCCUGACUCAAGGCGAGGCGGGUGUCCUGCCAGGGUGCGGAGUAGGCCUGCUUGCCUGCAGUGGAUCCUGUGGAACCUUGCAGUUGAACUUGUUUAUGCAGCGGCUGUCAGUUUCUGAUUAGCCCAGCCUCGCCCAUGUUUUGACCUAUACAAGUUUGCUUUACAAGCUGUUCCCAGGAUGGCUAAAUUAGACCAGUCACGAGUAGGAGCUCCUCGGAGAGACGUGGAGCUAUUUCCUAUGACAGUUCUGAUCAGACUGCGCUGUACAUUCGUAUGCUAGGAGAUGUACGUGUAAGGAGUCGAGCAGGAUUUGAAUCAGAAAGAAGAGGUUCUCACCCCUACAUUGAUUUUCGUAUUUUUCACUCUCAGUCGGAGAUUGAAGUCUCUGUCUCUGCAAGGAAUAUCAGACGGUUACUAAGUUUCCAGCGGUAUCUUAGAUCUUCACGCUUUUUUCGUGGAACUACCGUUUCAAGUUCUCUAAACAUUUUAGAUGAUGAUUAUAAUGGGCAAGCCAAGUGUAUGCUGGAAAAAGUUGGAAAUUGGAAUUUUGAUAUCUUUCUAUUUGAUAGACUAACAAAUGGAAAUAGUCUAGUAAACUUAACCUUUCAUUUAUUUAGUCUUCAUGGAUUAAUUGAGUACUUCCAUUUAGAUAUGAUGAAACUUCGUAGAUUUUUAGUUAUGAUUCAAGAAGAUUAUCACAGUCAGAACCCCUACCAUAAUGCAGUCCAUGCUGCAGAUGUCACUCAGGCCAUGCACUGUUACUUAAAAGAACCCAAGCUUGCCAAUUCUGUGACCCCCUGGGAUAUCUUGCUGAGCUUGAUAGCAGCUGCCACUCAUGAUCUGGACCAUCCAGGUGUCAAUCAACCUUUCCUUAUUAAAACAAACCAUUACUUGGCAACUUUAUACAAGAAUACCUCAGUCCUGGAAAAUCACCACUGGAGAUCUGCAGUGGGCUUGUUGAGAGAAUCCGGAUUAUUCUCACAUAUGCCGUUAGAAAGCAGGCAGCAGAUGGAAACUCAGAUAGGUGCUCUGAUACUAGCCACUGACAUCAGUCGCCAGAAUGAGUAUCUGUCAUUGUUUCGGUCCCACUUGGAUAGAGGCGACUUACGCCUGGAAGAUGCCAGACAUAGGCAUUUGGUCUUACAGAUGGCUUUGAAAUGCGCUGAUAUCUGUAACCCGUGUCGGACCUGGGAAUUAAGCAAGCAGUGGAGUGAGAAAGUAACAGAGGAAUUCUUCCAUCAAGGGGAUAUUGAAAAAAAGUAUCAUUUGGGAGUGAGUCCACUUUGUGAUCGUCAGACUGAAUCUAUUGCCAACAUCCAGAUUGGUUUUAUGACUUACCUGGUGGAGCCUUUAUUUACAGAGUGGGCCAGGUUUUCGAACACAAGGCUGUCACAGACCAUGCUUGGCCACGUGGGGCUCAAUAAAGCCAGCUGGAAGGGACUGCAGAGAGAACAGUCCAGCAGUGAGGACACUGAUGCUGCAUUUGAGUUGAACUCACAGUUAUUACCUCAGGAAAAUCGGUUAUCCUAACCCCAGAACCAGUAGGAAAAACUGCCUCCUGGAGGUUUCUAGAAAUGUGAAAUGGGGUCUUGAGGUGAGAGAACUUACUCUUGACUGCCAAGGUUUCCAAGUGAAUGAUGCCAGCAUUAUUUAUUUCCAAGAUUUCCUCUGUUGGAUCAUUUAAGCUCACUUUUUAACUGUAAGACCUGAACACAUAGCAAUAUGCAUUGGCUUUUGUGUGAAACCUUGAUUAUGCAAAGCCCAGCAGGAGAGUCCAAAAGAAGGAGCGAAGGAUGACUUGAGGUGUGCCACGUGUUUUUCAGAGCAUUUACUCUUCAAACCCUGAAACUUGAACCGAACCUCUCAGCAGCAAUCUCUUGGAAUUUAACCAGUCUGAUGGAACAAUGUCUAUCUGUACCUUCCACUAAGUUCUCUCUGAGAAAACGGAAAUGUGAAGUGCCCAGCCUCUGCUGCCUCUGGCAAGACUCAAUGUUUACAAAUCAACUCUGAAAAUAUGGGUUCUAAAUUGCCUUGGAGCAUGAUUGUGAAGGAACCACUGAAAAAGAAAAAAGAAAAAAAAACAAAACAAAACUCACUGAUCAAACUUUAGACUGCAGCUCUUUCCCCUGGUUUGCCUUUUUUUCUUCCUUGGAUGCCACCAAGGCCUCCCAUUUGCUAUGUUUUUAUUUUGUGCACUGGAAACAGCAUUUAUCAUAGAAAACCACCAAUCUUACAACUCCAGUGCUGUUUGGCAAUGCAAUUUUUUUUUUUAACUCUUAGUUAGUUUUUAAUUUGGGGCGGGAGGGGAAGAACACCAGUGUCCUAGCUGUCCUUUGAUUGUGCAGUGGAGACAUUGCAUGUUGUUUUCACUACUGUACACUUGACCUGCACAUGCAAGAAAAAGGUGGAAUGUUUAAAACACCAUAAUCAGCUCAGGGUAUUUGCCAAUCUGAAAUAAAGUGGGAUGGGGAAGUGUGUCCUUCAGAUCAAGGGUACUAAAGUCCCUUUUGCUGCAGUGAGUGAGAUAUGUUGUGUGUGGGUGUGUGUUUGUGUGUAUAUUUGUGCAUGUGUGACUGUGCAUGUUACGUUUAAUCUACAUGGGAAAGGAUUGGAAAUGUAAGCUUUUAUUUAUUCUUGCAGAAUGUGACAAAAUGAGCAGCCACACUUGGGGAGGGGAAGGUAGGUAAGCUGUAACCGAUUGCUCCAGUUGCCUUAAACUAUGCACAAAGCUACGUGACCAAAUUUUCGUUUUGAUUUGAAAAAAAAAAGUGCAUUGUUUUCUUGUCCCUCCCUUUGAUGAAACAUUACCCUUUGAUGGGCCUUUUGAUGUGAACAGAUGUUUUCUAGGACAAAAAUUUAAGGACUAAUUUUAAACUUAAAACAUUCCACUUUUGUAAUUUGUUUUCAAUUGUUUUAUGUAUAGUAAGCACAACUGUAAUCUAGUUUUAAGAGAAAUCGGUGCUUUCUUUUAGUUCAUUUGUAUUUCCCUUGUUACUGUAAAAGACUGUUUAUUAAUUAUGUUUACAGUUUGUUGCAACAGCCAUUUUCUUGGGAGAAAGCUUGAGUGUAAAGCCAUUUGUAAAAGGCUUUGCCAUACUCAUUUUAAUAUGUGCCUGUUGCUGUUAACUUCUGAUGAAUAAAAACCUAUCUUUUCACA